AUGGACGCAGCAGGCAGAGAUGCCAACCCGCUGGCCGGCUACCGGAUAGGCAAAACCCUCGGCAUCGGGUCCUUUGGUAAGGUGAAGAUCGCCGAGCAUAUAAUUACGGGCCACAAGGUCGCAAUCAAGAUCCUCAAUCGCCGUAAGAUCAAGAGCAUGGAGAUGGAAGAGAAAGUGAAAAGAGAAAUCAAGAUACUGAGGUUAUUUAUGCAUCCUCAUAUCAUACGACUUUAUGAGGUCAUAGAUACCCCAGCGGAUAUUUAUGUUGUUAUGGAGUAUGUUAAAUCUGGGGAGUUGUUUGAUUACAUUGUUGAGAAGGGAAGGUUACAAGAGGAAGAAGCUCGUCGCUUUUUCCAGCAAAUUAUAUCUGGUGUGGAAUAUUGCCAUAGAAAUAUGGUGGUUCACCGUGAUCUGAAGCCAGAGAACCUUCUGUUGGAUUCGAAAUGUAAUGUUAAGAUUGCAGAUUUUGGCUUAAGUAAUGUUAUGCGUGACGGCCACUUUCUGAAGACUAGUUGUGGUAGCCCAAAUUAUGCAGCACCCGAGGUGAUAUCAGGUAAACUGUACGCUGGCCCUGAAGUUGAUGUUUGGAGCUGUGGUGUUAUUCUGUAUGCCCUUCUUUGUGGCACUCUUCCAUUUGAUGAUGAGAACAUACCAAACCUUUUUAAGAAAAUAAAGGGGGGAAUAUACACCCUUCCUAGUCACUUGUCUCCUUUAGCAAGAGAUUUGAUCCCAAGAAUGCUGGUUGUUGAUCCUAUGAAGAGGAUUACCAUACGUGAAAUCCGUGAACAUUCAUGGUUCAAAGCUAGACUUCCACGCUAUUUGGCCGUGCCUCCUCCAGACACUGCACAACAAGUCAAAAAGCUUGACGAUGAAACUCUGAAUGAUGUUAUCAAAAUGGGAUUUGACAAGAAUCAGCUCACUGAAUCUCUUCAAAAGAGAUUGCAAAAUGAGGCGACAGUUGCAUAUUAUUUACUCCUGGACAAUAAGCUUCGUACAACCAGUGGCUACCUUGGAGCCGAGUAUCAAGAGUCAAUGUGUGAUAUGCAGGACUCAUCUUUCUCCCAAGUUUCACCUGAAACACCAAGUUCAGCAUCUGAAGCUCGGCAGUAUGGUUCUCCAGGGUUUGGCUUGAGGCACCAUUUUGCAGCUGAGAGGAAAUGGGCUCUUGGUCUUCAGUCUCGAGCACAUCCACGAGAAAUCAUAACUGAAGUGCUUAAAGCUCUGCAAGAGCUAAAUGUUUGCUGGAAGAAGAUUGGGCACUAUAACAUGAAGUGCAGGUGGAGUCCUGGCUUUGUUGAGACUAUGAUGCAUAACAACAAUGGCUUCGGUGUGGAAUCUGCUAUAAUUGAAGCUGAUGGCCUCAGUGACAAAUCAACCCACAUCGUGAAGUUUGAAAUUCAGCUCUACAAAACAAGGGAUGAGAAGUAUCUUCUCGACUUGCAAAGGGUCAGUGGACCACAGCUCCUGUUUCUGGACCUGUGUUCUGCCUUUCUAACCCAGCUGAGAGUCCUCUGA
Messenger RNA from Triticum turgidum subsp. durum (durum wheat), 1515 nucleotides. The record is from the annotation of a GenBank genome assembly. NCBI's taxonomy places the organism in Eukaryota, Viridiplantae, Streptophyta, Magnoliopsida, Poales, Poaceae.